Paramisgurnus dabryanus is the source of this 1554-nucleotide messenger RNA. Its product is annotated as cobalamin binding intrinsic factor-like. Lineage: Eukaryota; Metazoa; Chordata; Actinopteri; Cypriniformes; Cobitidae. The record is from RefSeq and is a predicted model, not a curated record. Gene Ontology annotation, biological process: cobalamin transport. Gene Ontology annotation, molecular function: cobalamin binding.
ACACAUAUACGCAGCAUUAAGAUAAAAGUUAAGUUAAACAAACAACAGUUCAGUGUUUAAAACAUAAGAGCACUGGAAGCAUUAAUAUUUUACAGAAACUCAAGAACAUAAAUAGGACACGAGUCUGCAAAAGACCAUUAACCAGGAAUCGCUGAGGAGAAUGACUCGGAAAAUGAUUUGUCUUUUCUCUUUUGUGGCUCUGCUGUCUUUUGUUGAGCUUGGGCUGCCUGUUAAGCCAGCUGAAUUUGAAACGUAUCCCGUGAAGUUGAGCAUCAUUAAUGAGCUCACUAAUGAUAAAGCCUCAUUCACCAGCUCUGUGACAGAAGGAGGGGUGCUGUUUGGGGUUUUAAAUAACCUAAAUGGUUCCAAUGGAUUUAGUUACAGCUAUUCUGUAAACAAUAACUUUGGAUUAUAUCUGGAGAGUGUAAAUGGAGUGGCUGGAUCUGACAAUGACCACACAUACUGGGAGCUUCUGACUGAGAGUGAAGGACGCUUAACCCGACUGGAGACUGGAAUCGGCUGCUAUCAACCCAAGAAAGAUGAGCAUAUUAUCCUGAGGUUCACCAAGUGGAAUUAAAUAUAGAUUUGUUAUUUAUGUUCUCUGGUUACAUACAAUACCACUCUUAUUCAGUUAAAGAUAUAAAUCAGUAUCUUGAUCAAGUCAUGUAAUUAAUCUUAAGAUUAAGUAAAAGAAUCAUCAACUCAUCAUUUCAUUGUGUCUGAUAAAAUACUCUACUGAAGGUCUAAAUUACUGAAGAAACUGAAAAACCUCCCUGUUCUUUAAACAAUCCUGACUCCAAACAAAUAAUGUACAGUACUAGUAGAGUUUUAUCAAUGCAUUCAGAAGUCCCUCUUCUAAACAGGAGCUAAUUCAAUGUGUGUUGCAAGAUUAAGGGGCAGUUUCCCGGACAGGGUUUAGAUUAAUCCAGGACUAGGCCUUAGUUAUAUUAGGACAUUUAAAGGCGCGGCGAACGAUCUCUGAAAGCCAAUGUUGACAUUUGAAAUCACCUAAACAAACACACCCCUAGCACAAUAGAAUCUGGAACUUCUUUUGAUAGACCCGCCCCACACAUACGCAACCCAGGCAAAGAUGUUGGUUAAUAGACACGCCCAUUACUGCUGAUUGGCUACAAGUGUGUUUUGGUACUCGGCCCAACUCCCUUUUCCAAAGAAUUCUUAAAAAUCGUGCACACCGCCUUUAAGUAGUUUUUACAAAAAACGUUACAAAAAACAAUACUGGUGUGAAUCUUGAAGAUACGUCAGUGCAAGAUGUUUUAAAUUAAGGCAGCUCAAACAUGUAUUUUGAUCUGGGACUAGGAUAAGCCCUGUCUGGGAAACCGAACCAAACAGAUCAGAAAAGAACAACAACUCAUAACACCUUGGUUUUAAUAGACAAUAAUUAUCAUAAAGGUCUCUAAAUGUCUUUAUCUUCAGUAUGAGAAGUUCUGUCAAGGUUUUCAGUCAAGUUUCUCUCUUUACAUUUAUUAAAGAACUGCUCUGAAGUUCAUUCCAUAACUUACUUAAUGAUUUCAAAUAAAAUGAUUUAGAAAAUAA